UACACCAGAGGUUCUUUUGAAAACCUUUUGUUUUCCAUUGAAAGAUUUAAUAAAGCUACAAACAAUUAUUUUUCGAAAAUCACCAUUAUUGGAUACGAUUUCAAGAAAAGAAGAUUUCUAGAUAAUUAUGUCAAGGCACUAAGGUUUCCCAUACAAAAUGUCAAUUACAUAGGAAUCAAUCCA
Ascoidea rubescens DSM 1968 is the source of this 183-nucleotide messenger RNA. RefSeq lists its product as uncharacterized. The record is from RefSeq and is a predicted model, not a curated record. The transcript has a single exon. Gene Ontology annotation, cellular component: cytoplasm. NCBI's taxonomy places the organism in Eukaryota, Fungi, Ascomycota, Saccharomycetes, Ascoideales, Ascoideaceae. The annotation marks the transcript as partial.